AUGAUAAUUCCAUUAUGCUUCAAUUCCAUUUUGGAAAGGUUGUCCAGGCGGUGGCCGUUGCUUAUCUACGCCACCACCUGGACCACCAUUUUGACAGUCACCGUAGCGGUGACCUCUUUUGCGCCAGAACUGGCGUAUGUGUGGGCCGUAACUCCAACUUCUUCCUUCUCUCGUCCAUGCCAAGUUCAAAAGGAAGGCAUGGUGCGGGUUCCUUUUGAUGUGCCCUCAGAGCUCUUUUGCCUUCCCGCCGAGAUGUUUAAGAAGUCCAAGAUGGACUUGGUCGUGCCGCCCAUCUUUGCGGCGGUCAUUGUUGCGGCCUCCGCCUGCUUGGUCCGAGCUCUUGGCUUGUGGGAGGUGGAUGAAGUUGAGGCUCAAUGAGCUAGAGACAAAGAUUGUAUUCGUCGUUAAAA
Cynara cardunculus var. scolymus (artichoke) is the source of this 410-nucleotide messenger RNA. RefSeq lists its product as uncharacterized. The transcript has a single exon. The record is from RefSeq and is a predicted model, not a curated record. Bases 1 to 378 code for a protein of 125 amino acids. NCBI's taxonomy places the organism in Eukaryota, Viridiplantae, Streptophyta, Magnoliopsida, Asterales, Asteraceae.